AUGGAGCAAGCUGAAUGUUUUCGAUCAGUAUCAAUAUAUCUAUUUGCAACAGUUGCGCAGUCUCUCAUGUAUUUUGUCAUCGUGCUUGAUAUGCUGAUUGCAGUCACGCUACCAAUGAAGUUAGUGAGCUUUAUAGCACCUGAUGUUGUCACGGCACUCAGCGCACUCAUGGCAGUAAUGAAUACUGGAGCCAUCGUCGUCGUCAUUGCUCUGGUAAUCGUCGUUGCAAAAAAUGAGAAAAGUCUCAAGGAUUCACGACACAGAGGAAGCUCUCCAACUGUUCCGUGCGCUAUAACCUGUAAUACAAUUCGAGUGAUGUCGCGUAUGGUCACUCUGUUUGUGUGCACUUGGUACUUCUGCGUUACUACCGUACUAGUAGCAGUAAAUCUGAAAUUACCAGAAGACUAUUUAGACCACAUCAUAACGAUCAAUAUGAUACCUGCAAUGAUGGCAUAUUCUCAAAACUUCUAUGGCCUCCACGCGUGCUCACGGUAUGCUCCCAUCCUGCGGCAGCAAGGAGCUUGGUUCAGAAGGUGUUUGAAAGUGGAAGACAAAGUGUCUACAGUCAAAUCGACUACGACAAGCUCAGAAUCAGCAUUAGUUAGCGAGCAUACAUUCUCGACUGGGUCAAAAAGUGCUAUCUUUUGA
Messenger RNA from Cylicocyclus nassatus, 648 nucleotides. The record is from the annotation of a GenBank genome assembly. Lineage: Eukaryota; Metazoa; Nematoda; Chromadorea; Rhabditida; Strongylidae.